Molecule: messenger RNA, 4718 nt
Organism: Periophthalmus magnuspinnatus
Lineage: Eukaryota; Metazoa; Chordata; Actinopteri; Gobiiformes; Gobiidae
Gene: nlrx1
Product: NLR family member X1
Exons: 13
Coding region: 297-3212 (971 amino acids)
Biological process (GO): negative regulation of canonical NF-kappaB signal transduction
Cellular component (GO): mitochondrion
Molecular function (GO): protein binding
Source: RefSeq, a predicted model, not a curated record
GGCUCCACUGUACCUUCUAGCGGAACCUAGCGUGGGAAUUCACCAUGUAAUAUUUAACAACCACAUUUAUCAGUAUCUCUUUGCCUUUUUCAGUCAACAGAUGGACAGUGCGGCGAAGGAAACCAUGGACUGAUGAAUAACAAUGAGCUAACGCCGAAAUACGGACACACAAACGGAAUAAGGACGCGCUUUUGGUGUUUGACACUGUAAUUUCAAUGACAUAGCUUUUCCUCUAUGGUAGCCCAAAUAGAACAGCUGUCAGCGGCGUAAAAGCGCUCUUUGAUUGAAACGCCAUCAUGGGUCCAAUGCAAAGAGGUCUGAGUCAGCUACUGGGACGAUGCAGGAGGAAGCCAUGGGCGGAGUUGUGUUUUUGUGCAACAAGUGGAGAACGCUUCAGAACCUAUUGCAGCUCUACUAGCCCACACCCAGCUGACUUGGACCCUCUGGAGGUCCACAAACAGCGACUCCAGAUGUGGUUCAGUCACUUGCCCCAGGAGGAGAAGCAGUUUGGGGGGUACUUCAGCCCAGAGACCAUGCAUGUGGACCCCCUGAUCCUGGAGAGGAAGCCAGAGGAGCGGGCCAGGCUGCUCUCCUCCGCCUUCAGCCCUCACUCCCAGCACCUCUCCAAAACUGUGGAGGAGCUCUUUGAGCCCAGCCCAUCCUGGGACUCCUCAAGGGGGCUGAAUGUGCUGUUGUAUGGGGCAGUGGGUACUGGGAAGAGCACGGUGGUCCGAAAGCUGGUGUUGGAUUGGUGCAGAGGCAGGACUCUGGGACAGUUCAAGCUGCUCAUCCCCUUCUCCUGUGAGGACCUCAGCCAGCUGUCAAAAGUGUCUUCUCUGCGUGACCUGGUGAGCCGCAAGUAUCUGCAACUACGCAAACACCCCCUGUUGAGCGGAGAGGGGGACCAGGCACGAGACAUCCUGUUUCUGUUCAACGGUCUGGAGAAGAUGAAGCUGGACUUUAGAAUCGGCUCCACAGAGCUCUGCAGUGACCCAAACGAAGCACUGCCCCCUGCAGUCGUGGUAGUCAACCUGCUCCGCAAAUAUCUGCUGCCACAGGCCAGUAUUUUGGUCACCACACGUCUGUCUGCUGUGGACCGUGUUCCUCCGAAAUACAUCAGUCGUCACGCUCAAAUCUGCGGCUUCAUCGACCCCGACCGCCAGCGAGCAUACUUCGCCAAACGCCUUCUCCAGCAAACUGAUGACGCUGCUCCCAAAGAAGAGGCGCAAGCUCUCAUUGAACUACUCUAUCUCAACCUCCAAAGGGAAAGCCAGUUAGCCACUGCCUGUUUCUUACCAUCUUACUGCUGGCUAACAUGCGCUACGCUACAUUUUCUUCAUUUCACCAAUGCCAACGCACCCAUUCGAACACUUACUGGGAUAUACACCAGCUUCUUGCGGUUAAACUUUGGAGGUGAAGUUUUGGGAAUGGGAACGGGAGCGGGUACGCCAAUCCAAGACCACCAUAACUCACUAAUGCUGUACGUUGUCCAGACCGUCGGAAAACUAGCGUUUGAUGGGGUCACAAAUAAACGCAUGUCAUUUUCAGAAAAAGAGUUGGAGCAAUGGAUCGGAGGGAAAACAAAAACAGAUGAGGAGUUGCGGCAGCUGGCCAUGUUUAGGACUGAUGUGUUGGACUUUUUCCUGGCUCCAAGUGUUGACAGUAACAAGCCUUCAUCCGCAAAGCUGAGUGAACACGAGGAGCUGAGAUAUGUGUUUGCAGCUCCAGCCAUGCAGGAAUACCUUGCUGCACUGUAUGUGGUUCUGGGAGAAAACAAGUCUGCGCUGGAGAUACUUAGCAAACAGGUGUCCAAAGCUAUCGGUCAGGCCAGUGAGGAUGUGAACGCUCUCCUCGCCAUUAUCUCCAAGUUCAUCCCAUUGCGCAUUUUUACCAUCUUCAACCUUCUCAAACUCGUCCCCAAACUCUUCGAAAAGUUCACUGUUCGAAACCAAGGCCGGAUUGGUCGCACUCUGGCUACGGAGAUGUUUCGCACAGAGGACAGUUAUAAUGAAGAUGUCCUGGACCAGGUGGAGCAGAACCUUUUGGGGGUGCACGGUCCCCACCAGCCCCAGAAAAGUGAGGAACACCCAUUUGAGCUCUACCCCAUCUUUAUGGGUGGUUUGUUAAACUAUGGAAACAGAGUCCUGCUCCAACAACUGGGCUGCACCAUCCAGAACGAUACAGUGGCACAGAUCACCAAAGCUCUGCGCAAAUAUCUAGUCAGAGAGCUGAGUAAGCCGCAGCCCCCUGAGGAGUUGAUGGACCUGCUGUUCCUUUUGUACGAGUUCCAGAACCCCAGACUCACAGCAGAGGUCCUGUCCUACAUCCGCUCUGUUCGCCUCCGCAACAUCAGGAUGACCUCACUUAAGUGCUACGUGCUCAGCUCUGUCCUCUCCUGUACUCCCCCCAGUUACCAUCUGGAGGUGCUGGACCUGUCUUCCUGUUUGCUGACAUGUGACAUGAUUAGGAUUCUGUUACCUGCCUUCAGACACACACACCACCUCAACCUGCAGUUUAAUAGCCUGGGCCCUGAGCCCUGUCUCCUACUGAGUGACCUGCUGAGAGACCCCAAGAGCUGCAUUAAGACUCUGGAACUGUGUGAUAACCCAAUACUCAAUGCUGGUGCUGCGUCUCUUCUGGAAGCGUUGCCUGAAAACCAGUCUCUGCGUCACCUGUCCCUGAUGCACACAGGGCUGGCAGAUGGGGGAGCUGUGGAGCUGGCUCAGGCCCUACACAAACAUAGCAGUCUGGAGGAGCUGAAUGUGGCCUACAACAACAUUGGGGACAAUGCUGCACUCAGCCUCGUAGACGCCUGCAGAGAGCACCCCACCAUCCACACACUGCACCUGUACCUGAACCCUCUGAGUGACGUAGGGAAGCGCUCCUUGUAUGUGCGCGGGGACCCGAGCAAAAGUGGCCGUAAAGUCCGAGUCCUGGCCUCAGUAACAGAGGGGUCCGACCUGUCCGAGGACUGGCACCCUAUCCUCUCUGUGAUCAUUGAAAACGCAAAGUCCUGGGACAGAGAGAGGGUCAAGCAGCAGCUCAGGGUAUUCCUGCGUGAUCUAGAGUGGGGCCGGCAGCAGCAGCCGAGUUUCUGGAAGAGACUUCACUUCUGGCGUGUGGAGAGAGGAAUCCGCGAGACUCUGAAAAUGUUGGAAAAAGACCAAGUGGCCCAUGUGUGUGACGUGUGUGACAAAACACCAGCAAAAUAACUCCAAAUACAUGCAGGAAAUGAUAUCACACAAUACUAUACAAUUAUUUUUGUCAGCUAUUAAAAGCAAUAUUUAAAUGUAGGUUUGUUUUUAAGAAGGGACAUAGGAAAACGUAUGUCUUUAGUAUGAACAAAAGUGAAUAACCAUCUGUAAGAGCAGUCUUCCAGACACAAGGGACAGAGAGUGUGUAAAAAUAUAUGAUAGGAUUAAUUCAGGGAUAUAUUGAAGUAGCUGUUACUGGGAUUGGAAUGUUUUAUAUACAGUUGAAACCAGAAGUUUAUAUAUACUUUAUCAAAAGACAGAUAUGCUUUUUUCUCACUGUUUGACUUGAAAUCAGACUAACAAUUUCGUGUUUUAGGGCAGUUAGGAUUACCAAAAUUAUUUCCAUUAUCCAAGUGCCAGAAUAAUGAGAGCAGGAUUUUUAGACAAUUUUCAUUACUUUCUUCAAAGUCAGUAGUUUGCAUACAGUAAGAUUACUAUGCCUUUAAACAAUUUGGGAAAAGAGAUGAUGAUGUCAUGCCAACAUUUAAGUAAAUUAGUGACACAUCUGUGGAUGUAUUUUUAGGUACACCUGAAACACACUGUUUCUUUCUGUAACAUCAUGGGAAAGUCAAGAGAAAUUAGCAAAGAUAUCAGGAAGAUAAUUGUGGACUUGCACAAGUCUGGUUCAUCCUUGGGGAAUUUCCAGAAGUCUAAAGCUUUGGAAUGAGUGGUGGUGCUUAACCAUAAUGUAAUGUACUUUUAAAAAGACAAAACCAUGUUUUAAGCCACAUUCAUAUGUGGUCAGAUUGACAUGAAUGGUUUCUGAAACUGCUGUAAGCAUUGAUAUUUUGGCGUUUAAAACUAAGCAUUCUAAAUGCAGAUUAACAAUGUGAAACAAUGUUUACAUGUAAACCAAUAAUCUGAGCAUGAUCUGAUUUCUGGAGUUGUCGAAGCUGUUAAAAUGGCAUGUAAAGAUCUAAGUCUGAUAUGAGUAAUCUGAUUACAUUCUGAUACAUACAAUAUGUAAGCAUUAUGUAAUUUCACACACAUGCCAGUUAUCAGCCAAUGGCUGUGCAUGAGAGCCAAAUCUGCUCAAAACGGAGGGCCAUGUAGUACAGUACAGGUCAGUGUCCCCUAACUUUGACAGUUAUCAAUAUGUAGAAAUAAAGGGCAUAUUAAAUAUUCUCGGAUAGUAAUUUUCAUCUGAAUUCAAUGUAAAGUUAAGAUUGUGCCUUAAAAUCUGAGAUGGAGCAGUUUAUCAACCUUUUGUCUUAUAGGGGCUAGUGAUUAGUAUUUGCACAUUUUAUCAUAUGCUGUACUAAUAUUAUAUAAUCAAGUUAUAUGAAUGUCAUUUUGUAUUUGUUUCUGUCUGCUUCUCUUUCUCAACUCAUGAAUUCUUAGACUUUUAACAAAUUAAGGAAUAUCACUAUUGCAGCUGCAUGUUUGUUGACUGAAUGGAAGACAAAAAUGAUGCACCUUGUUGUCUUGUUACAUGCCGUUUGAAAAUUAAAUGUAACUACCAGU